Molecule: messenger RNA, 2566 nt
Organism: Misgurnus anguillicaudatus (oriental weatherfish)
Lineage: Eukaryota; Metazoa; Chordata; Actinopteri; Cypriniformes; Cobitidae
Gene: slc43a1b
Product: solute carrier family 43 member 1b
Biological process (GO): neutral amino acid transport; transmembrane transport
Molecular function (GO): neutral L-amino acid transmembrane transporter activity; L-amino acid transmembrane transporter activity
Source: RefSeq, a predicted model, not a curated record
GAGAGGAGAUAGAAAGAGCAUGCUUUGCAAAACUUGACGUAUCCUCUCUAGUUUACACAAAAGUCCAGGUACAACUGGGAGUGCAAGAUAAAAAAACGCAUUAUAGCACAAGCGUCCCGAAAAGAGAAACAGCACAGAGGAAAAUCAGACGCAUGAUAUUACUCUAAAUAUCAAUUUAUAAAAAACUGUGCGAUGGCUCCGUCACUCUCGCAGGCCUACAGGAGGCGCUGGUGGAUGGCUAUCACGGCAGUCGUAGAGAACCUGCUCUUCUCUGCGGUGUUGCUGGGAUGGGGUUCCCUCCUAAUCAUGCUGAAGAACGAAGGCUUCUACUCACACCUAUGUACAGAGAAUGAAACGGAGAGUCACACAAAUGUAAGCUUGACUGAAAGGUCGCAUUGGCUGAGCUGUAUUGAGCAGGAGGAGAUUCUGAAUCUGGGCUUUACGAUUGGCUCGUUCAUCAUCAGCGCGGCCACUCUGCCUUUAGGAGUCCUGAUGGACAAAUUUGGGCCACGUCCGCUCAGAUUGCUUGGCAGUUCCUGUUUUGCAUUCUCCAUGGCUUUAAUUGCUCUUGCAGCAUACGAUCCUACAGUGUUAUCAGCUCUCAUAUUCAUUGCCGUCUCUAUGAAUGGGUUUGGAGGGAUCUGUUUAACCUUCACUUCACUGACAUUGCCGAAUAUGUUUGGAAAUGUGCGAUCGACGAUUCUCUCACUUAUGAUUGGCUCGUACGCGUCCUCUGCUGUAACCUUCCCAGGAGUUAAGCUGAUAUAUGACCUAGGUGUGUCAUUUUGUACGAUUUUCUGGGUAUGGGCGGCCUUUGCCUGUCUCGUCUUCGUCAACUGCUUUGUCAACUGGCCAGCAGAAUCUUUUCCUGCACCCGAGGACCUCAGAUACACUAAAAGGGUGACGUGGAGAGGUCAAAUGGUGGACCAUAAGAUGACUGGAGAUCGCUCUUACAGUCACGUGAUUACCGAAGAACAGGAAGUGACCAAAAAACAGCCUUCAAAUGAUGAAGCGUACCACAGUGGAACAGCAUCGCAGACUCAGGGAUCUCCUCCUUUCAGACGUUCCGUGUGCUCCCCAAUCUUCCUGUGGAGUCUCAUCAUCAUGCCGAUGGCCCAGCUUCGUAUCAUAUUUUUCAUGGGUGCCAUGAAUAAGAUGUUGGAGUUCCUGGUUACCCAUGGUGACCCUGACCCCUCUGAGGAGUUGAUAAACGAGGCAGAGGAGCAAGUGGGUUUCUACUCGUCCAUCUUCGGCACUCUUCAGUUGCUCUGUCUGGUGAGCUGUCCUCUCAUUGGCUACAUUAUGGACUGGAGAAUGAAGGAGUGUGAGGAUGUGGUGAAUCCAGCAGAUGGAGCUAUAAGUCAGUCUGGGCCUCCGAAGAGGGACAGAAAGAUCCAAAAACUCACCAAUGCCAUCAGAGCUUUCAGCUUUACUAACCUGCUGCUGGUCGUGUUCGGUAUCAUCUCCCUCAUAGAUAACCUACCCAUACAGGUGGUGUCUUUUAUUUUGCACACUGCAGUCAGAGGUUUUAUUCACUCGUGCUGUGGCGGCCUCUAUGCUGCUGUCUACCCAACCAAUCACUUUGGCACUCUGACUGGGCUUCAGUCCAUGAUCAGUGCAGUGUUUGCCCUUCUACAACAACCACUCUUCAUCCUAAUGUUGGGACCAUUGAAGGGUGAUCCUUACUGGAUCAACUUUGCUCUGCUUUUGUUCUCUUUGGUUGGAUUCCUUCUGCCGGGAUAUCUCAUCUACCAUAGAAGACAACUCAUAAAGGAGAAGGCGGUGCGGGAUAAUCUAUCAGCACAGGAGAGCGUCAGUCUCAACCAAACAAAUGAUUCCUCAAAAUAUCAAAACGGAAAUAUCUGAGGUUACUAAAAGUUGAGAUGCGAGUGAAUUAUGACAGAAAUACUCUGAUUAUGACAAUUUUUGUUUCACGGCACUUCGAAAACUGAAAAAUUGGGGUUCCUGUUCGGCUUGGACAAAUAUAAAAUGUUUUAAAAACAAUCAAAUAUGCCAUUUUAAAGUAGUCAGUCGAGACUAUAACUAAACAGUGUAGUUUUUUAAGCUCUACAGAUGCCUUUUGUUUUGUAGAGCAAAAUAACUGACAGACAAAAGUGGGUAAACCUCUCAGUGUUUCUUUUAGUGUUUGCCACACUGAGCACUUUGUUGGUUAAAGAAAGUAAUUUUUCUUUAAAGUCUCACCAUUAUCAGAAACACAUUUGCAGUACCAAAAGAAACCUACAGUAUUAUUGCUACUUGCCUGGCUGACAGUGAUUUACCCUAGAGUCUGUAGUUGUCUUUGUCUUUGCUAAAAUAUUUUCUUUAUACAGAAUUACACCAAUACUGAAGUGUUCAUGAAAAUGAAUCUCGUAAAUGUAAUGAGAUUCACAAAAAUAUAUCAAAUUCACAAAUAAAUAGAUUAAGAUCAUUUAUUUACAUUUAUUUGUGGAUCUUAAUCUAUUUAUUUGUGAAUUUAUAUAAUUUUGUAAAUCUCAUUACAUUUAUUUGUGAAUAUUAAUCUAUUUAUUUGUAAUUUUACAACAAUAAUGUCCCCACACUGCAAAAA